Molecule: messenger RNA, 5338 nt
Organism: Cyprinodon tularosa
Lineage: Eukaryota; Metazoa; Chordata; Actinopteri; Cyprinodontiformes; Cyprinodontidae
Gene: arid4a
Product: AT rich interactive domain 4A (RBP1-like)
Exons: 25
Coding region: 219-4307 (1362 amino acids)
Biological process (GO): regulation of transcription by RNA polymerase II
Cellular component (GO): nucleus
Molecular function (GO): transcription cis-regulatory region binding
Source: RefSeq, a predicted model, not a curated record
GGACGCGGUGAAGACAGCCCAGCUAACUGACAUGGCGAGCUGUGAUGGCGACGUGAGUCAGAGGCGAAGCGGGAAGUAAGAAGGCUCCUCCAUGGCCGCGCGGCUGGCACCCUGAGCCUCACCGACCCUUCCGCUCAUCCCGGCGGCCCAGUCCGGCCGCUGCUCCGCAUUAGUGACCUGAAGUCUUUCGCGCUGGAAGCCCUGGUCUAGCCGGAGAGAUGAAGGCAGCAGACGAGCCUGCCUACCUGACAGUGGGGACAGAUGUCAGUGCCAAGUACAGAGGAGCCUUCUGUGAAGCCAAAAUCAAGACGGUCAAACGCAUGGUCAAGGUAAAGGUGACCCUGAAAGGUGAAAGCACGUCCCAGGUGGUGCAGGACGACCAGGUCAAAGGGCCUCUGAGGGUGGGCUCCACUGUGGAGGUGAAGACCAAUGAGGGUUUGAGCAGCGAAGCCGUCAUCAGUAAGCUGACGGACGCCAGCCUCUACACCGUAGUUUUUGACGACGGUGAUGAGAAAACCCUUCGUCGGACAUCCCUGUGUCUGAAGGGGGAGCGACAUUUUGCAGAGAGUGAGACGCUGGACCAGCUGCCGCUGACCAACCCGGAGCAUUUCGGCACCCCGGUCAUCGGCAAGAAAUCCAACCGAGGAGGACGGCGCUCGUCCCAGGCUGUGGCCGAUGAGGAGAACGACACUUCAUCCAGUGAGGAAGAGGAAGAUGACAAGAAGAGGCUGACGGAUGAGCUGCGGGGACAGAUCUGCAGCAUAGAGAAUGUGGAGGACUCUGAUCAGUGGUUCAUGGCUCUGGUCUUGUCCCCCAGUUGCAACGAGGAGCUGGUGGUGAAGAAGGACCAGUGUCUGGUCAGGUCCUUCUGUGAUGGCAAAUUUUACACCGUGGGGAGGAGACACGCCCACGUCGUUAACGCCAUUAGCAUUUCCAAGUCCGAUUUUUCCAAGAGGAAAGGUAUUAAAGAAGCCCAGAUGUUUCUAAGGAGCCGGGAGGUUCCAGACGUUUGGAAGAUGGACAUGAGUCAGAUUCUAGACUCCUCUAGUGAGGAUGACAAAGAUGACAAGGAUAGCGAGGCAGAGGAGGAGAAAGAUGCUGAGGAUGAAAAGAGAAAGAGGCACAUAAAAGAGGAGCCAGAGGAGGAGGUAGACCCCGAGGAGAAGGAGAACUUCCUCCAGCAUCUCUACAAAUUUAUGGAGGACAGAGGGACUCCCAUCAACAAGCCCCCAGUGUUGGGCUACAAGGACCUCAACCUAUUUAAGCUCUUCAGGCUGGUCUACCAGCUGGGAGGCUGCCGCAAGAUCGAGUCCGGCACGGUGUGGAAGCAGGUCUACAUGGAUCUGGGGAUCCCUAUACUCAACUCUGCUGCAUCCUACAAUGUUAAGACGGCCUAUAAAAAGUAUCUGUUUGGGUUUGAGGAGUACUGCUGCUCAGCCGGCAUCACCUUCAGAACCAUCCACCACAACGACCCCCUUCCCAGCACUGCAAUGAGCUAUCAUAAAAAAGGAAAAGGUGAUGUAAAGGAGUCCUUCAUGAUACCACUGAAAGAGCAUUUUGCUGAAGACAAGAAGGAGGAGGCAGAUUCAGAAAGCGAGAGCGAAAAGGAGGUGAAGGAGAGACAUUCAUCGCCCAGGGGAAGGAGGAGGGGGGGCGUGGGGAGUCGCGGAAAACUUCCCACCAAACCAGAAAGUACCGGACGGGCAGCAGACGCCACUGAAGAGCAGCAAAGAGAGGUGAGGAGGCGCAGCAACAGGAGACCGGAUGACUCUGAGAAAGGCUCUGAUGAGGAGGAAGAGGAUGAUGAUGACGACGAGGAGGAUGACGAAGGGGAGGAAGAGAGAAGAGGACAGGGGAGCGAGGAGGAAGAGGAUGGAGACUCGUUGGCCGGAACAAAGGUCAGGGUGAAGUACGGCAGAGGAAAAACUCAGAAGAUCUAUGAGGCACACAUCAAGAAGACAGAUGUGGACAACGGAGAACAAUUCUACUUGGUCCAUUACUACGGCUGGAACGUUAGGUAUGAUGAAUGGGUGAAGGCUGACCGCAUCAUUUGGCCGGCGGAGAAAGGAACCAAGAAGAGGCAGAGAAAAAAGGUGAAGAACAAAGAUAAGGAAGAACCAGAGAAGGAGAGAGAAAAAGAAGAAGAGAAGCCUGUAUCAAUAACGCCUGUGAAGCCACCCGGCUUGAAGCGAGGUCGUCCUCAAAUCAGGACCCCCCCCUCAGGACGCAGCGUUUCCAAAACCCCCAGCAGUGAGGGCCAGUCCAAUGGCAGGGGCGCGCGGUCAGAGGUCACACCUUCCCUGGCAAAUGGAAAUGAUACGACUCGCAGGAGUACCAGAACAUCGGGCAUGUAUGAGUCUGAUCAGGCCUCCAACGAAGAUUCUGGAAACUCAUCAGAUGACAGCGAAACAGACAAUGGACCGGAGAAGACGGAGAAACUGUCUCCUUGGCGAGGGGGAUCUGAGCCUCAGACCCGUGAGCCGGAGGAGGAGGAGCCGGCACAGCUGGAGCAGCAGGAGGUGGAGACGUCUGCACCCGAACCUGCUGAUGUUGAUGACAUGAAGGCCGAAGCAGCGUCUCCAGAGGUCACAGCACCGCCAUGUCCCAACAUGCCUCAGGAGGAGGCGGACCAACAAGAGAAGCAGCAGCAGGGGGCGGAGCCUGCGGAGGAGCCCAAUGGGACAGCAGUCCACCUGGAGAAGGAGAAUAAAGCAAUUCCUGUGAUGCGGACGUUACCCAUCCAAGACAAGAGCAGGGUGUCCCCUGGACAGGAAGUGAUGCUGGAGGAGUCCCUCCCGCCUGAGAGACAGCAGGCCGCAUCCUCCUCACCCAGCAGCACGGCUGAGGAAGAAAACUCCACUGCUGCAGCUCUGUCCCCCAGAGGGAAAGGUCGCAGGGCAAAUCCCGGAGAGUCCACUCCUGAGACUCCGCCCACAACCCCACAGUGCAACGCUAGCCCCGCCCCCAGCCCCUUGCAGGUCACACUCCUGACUACUCCUCCCCGGGGGAUCAUGAAGAGACAAGAAGAACCCAUGGUGGUCCUACGAUGCCUCCCGUCCCAGCACCUCCCCACCAAGCCCCCGUCCGUUAACUCGGACACGGACUCCGCCACAGAGGACGAGGAGGAGGAGGAAGAGGAGGCGGGGCCUAAACAGAAGAGUAGUUCACCACUGAAACGUAAAGCAACAGAUCAGAGAACGGCAGAGAAGAAGCUCUGCACGGAGGACAGGAAGGAGGAAGGCCCCCCCGCGCCGCCCACAGCCCCCCCUCUGCCCCAGCCGUCUGAGCAGAGCGGGGAUGAAGGGGGGGAGGCGGAGGACCAGCCUCGCCCAGAGGAGAAGAAGGAUAAUGUGGUGGAGGUGGAGAAGCUGUCGCCAUGUGGACCUGCAGAGGUGCAUUCUGGGACAGAGGCCCAAAGCCCCCCCCCAGCCGAAGAGCUGGACCCUCAGAUCGGUCCCGAGGCUCUCGUCUGCCACGAGGUGGACCUGGACGACCCGGAUGAGAAGGAGAAGCCCCCCUCCUCGUCGGACUGCCUCCUCCUCAUGAUGCGGGAGCAGAACCAGGCUCCGCCCCCCCUGCCUCUCGCCACUCAACCCCCCCAGCCUCAGGUCAGAUCCUUCCUCAUAGCUGCCCCUCCCACUGUCAUUUCUGAGGAACCCCAUCCUCCCAAGGACCCUGCUGAGGAGGAGCGGGGCUGCAGCCGGGGGGAGCAGGGGGGAGACUCCAGUCCUGGCUUUGAAGGAAGCACCUCCUCCUCUUCCUCGCUGCUGUUUUUGCAGGAGAACAAGGACAGAGGUCAGAAGAGGGUGAACGACGUGAACUUCAGCCUGACGGCCAAGAAACACAAACGGAACCAGAAGCGGACCCUGACCCCCGCCAAGGCCGACAAGAACGGAGCAGGUCACAGCAGCGACAGCGAGGACCAGUCUCGUCUCUCAUCGCUGUCCAAAUCCCAGAAGUCCCGUUGUCCCGGUCUGUCCUCUCCGUCCUCGCACAGUAAAGACAAACAUGGCUUCCCCUCCCCACAGCGCUCCUACAAGUGGACACUGCAGCUUGAUGAGUUGGACAGCAUGUCGAGCACCGAGAGGAUCUCCUUCCUGCAGGAGAAGCUGCAGGAGAUCAGGAAGUACUACAUGAGCCUGAAGUCUGAGGUGGCCUCCAUCGACCGGCGCAGGAAGAGACUAAAAAAGAAGGAGAGAGAAGUGUCCAACACCACGGCGUCCACCUCCUCAGGCUCCUCAGACACAGGCAUGAGUCCGUCCUCGGCCUCGCCGGCUCAGAACACCGUGGCGGUGGAGUGCAGGUGAUGACACGCCCACGUGGGGCGCGUCCCUUCAGCCCACAGACUUCGGACACUUAAAUCAGGACGCUGCAGACUGAGCUCCUGGCUGCGUGGAGCUGAGAUGGGGAGGCGAUUGAAGGCGGGCCUUUAUGCACUGGUGCAGACGUGUCCUCCAUCCCUGCCCUCUAGGGUGACCAUGCUCCUGUCCAGAACCAUCUGAUGAGUCCGUUUGGUUUCAGGGUCAGCAACCAGUAGGUCCGCUUCAACCCAAACACAUCCAGAAGGUUUUCCUUUACUGGGAGCCAAACCAGGACAAAGACGACGUUCUAGGUUCACUUUUCUGAUUGAAUGAUUUUAUUUUGAUUGGUCCAGAGACACUUAUCCUAAUCGUUUUCUUCUGUUAAACAGAAUUUCUUCUGUUUUCUCAAGUUUUGUUCCUCUUUAGAUAAAUAUUGGAUUAAAUUUAACAAAUUUUUUUUUGUAAAGGCUUUUAUGAAUUUCUGAGGUAGAAUUAAAUUAGUUUGAAUUAAAUCUUCUAACUGACCUGGUUUCGGUCCACUAAGUUUAAACGAUGAUGGGAAUUUGAAUCACAUGAAAUCACUCAGAGAAAAUGUGAAAACUGAAAUGUUUAAAAAGAGAUGUUCUGAAACAGGAAGAGUCCUGAAACCGAGUCUCCUCCAGGUCCGAACCGGUUUCUGGACGCUGCGUUCCGCCCCUCCCUCCCUCUGUUCUGCUCUGCAUCAGGUUCAGACGGACGGCUGCUACCAGCUCCUCCACGUUUGCUUGUUUUGUACAUAAAAUGUUAAAAGAAUAAAACCACACCUGUAUUUGAGAACUACGUUUUACACCCCAGAAGAAUAAUUUCUAAUAUUUUCUAAGAGACUGUUUGUACUGUAGUUGUUUACUCCUCGGUUGUUUGUUUUGGGUUCUCAUGUGUUUUGCUGGCAGAGAUUUGAGAGCAAACAUGUAAAUAGAGAAACGCACACAAGCCAUACUACAAGUGUGUGUGUGUGCAGCAAGCAGCGCUCUCUGUUUCUAAUAAAGUUUUUAACCAGA